CACUUUCAGGUGUCACCACAAUUUCUGUUUAUAAAUAAAAAAUAAUGAAAUUUGAUACAUAACCCUAGUUCCACGUGAAAAUUAGUGAAAAUUUGGAGAUUUUUCCAUGGUGGAAAUUUGAAAUCAGUUACUGAAAACACAGAUAAUGGGUCGAAAGGGAGCAAAUUCCAGGACGAAACAACCUAGUGCAAGUAAACAUCAAAAAGGAAUAAGUGAACUUAUAGAUAAAUUGCUGAGGAUAAGUACAAUAAUACAGCAGAAGGAUGUUUCCAAAUCAUUGGAACAUCAGAAAGAAAUAAGUGCCGUACUUGAUAAGCUGAAGAAAUUCCAGUCAAAUAAUGAUUCAGUUACAUCUAGCAAUAGAUCAAGUGAUGCCAUUAUUGAUAAGUUCUCAAAGUGGUGUAAGAGCAAUGGAGCAGAAUUUAAUGGGUGUAAAAUUGAGUCCAUUGAAGGAUUUGAUUUAGGACUGAUAGCCAAUACAGAAAUUCCUGUAUCGUCUUUAGUAAUUUCAGUACCUAGAAAGUUAAUCUUAACUGUGGAAAUAGCUAGGAAAUCAGAACUUAAAACUUUACUAGAAAAAGAUCCUCUGCUUAGUAGUAUGACAAAUGUAGCAUUGGCGAUUUUUUUACUAUUCGAAAAAUUUAAAACUGAAUCGUUUUGGAAACCUUAUUUAGAUAUUCUACCUUCAAUGUACAACACAGUAUUAUAUUUUACUGUUGAAGAGUUGGAGGAGCUAAGAGGGAGUCCUACGUUGGAUCUUGCACUGCACCAAAUGAAGAGUAUUGCUAGACAAUAUGCUUACUUUUAUAAACUUUUUCAUGCCUCAAAUGAUCCAGUUUGUGUACUCAUGAGGGAUAAAUUUACCUUUGAAGAAUACCGCUGGGCGGUAUCCACAGUUAUGACAAGACAAAACACCAUACCCUCCGAAUGUCAUGAAGGUACCGUUAAUGCAUUGAUACCUCUUUGGGAUAUGUGUAAUCACAUUAAUGGAACAAUAAGCACUGAUUAUAAUCCUGAUUUGCAAAGAUGCGAAUGUUUGGCACUAAAAGAUUACCAACCGGGAGAACAGUUCUUUAUCUUUUAUGGAGCCAGAACGAAUGCUGACUUUUUUAUUCACAAUGGAUUUGUUUAUGAAAAUAACGAACACGACGGAUACUGGAUUAAGUUGGGCAUCAGUAAAUCUGAUCCACUACAAGAGAAGAGAGUAGAGUUAUUACACAAACUAAAUAUACAGCCUAGCAGUAACUUUUUUAUCAAAAAAGGACCUCUGCCCGUUGACGGAUCCUUAUUGGCGUUUGUAAGAAUAUUUAACAUGAACGAAGAGCAAAUCCAACACUGGCUGGAUAACGACCGAUCGGACGACGUGCAAUACCUAGAAUGCGCCCUAGAUACGAGUCUCGAGAAGAAAUCUUGGAUUUUUCUUCAAGCUCGUCUCAAAUUGCUGUUGGCUAUUUACAAAACCACUCUCGAUGAUGAUUUAAAGUUAUCGGAAAAUAAAGAAUUGAGUGCCAAUCGAAGACUUGCUAUUAAAAUGAGAGCGACCGAAAAAAUGGUACUUGUAAAUGCUAUUGAAUACGUAGAGCAGUACAUCAAACAAUAACUUUUUGUGUGAUAAUAUUAACAUGUGUGCAGAAAUGAAGGUUUUUUACCUCAAAUGGUCAACGUCUAUCAUAUUUAUACUGAAGUAUAGGAAAUACAUUCAUUUUCAUUAAAAAUUCAAUAUUUUCUUCAUUUCUUCAUUAAUCGGUAAUAUUUUGGGUUAUCGUCUCGAGCUAGGCUGCGAACUUUGUACUCAUUCUUCAUAAGGAGCUUCGCAGAGUCGCAGAUGGAAAGGUUGUUUUGCGUAUAGUGGUUUGGUUUAAUAUUAGCCCAAUAAAUGACCGUUUUGGAAUGUAAUUUCCAGGGCCAGCUCCGAAUUGCAUGAAAAUUUUGAUUUAGUUUCUACUUACCCUCCACUUCAAAGUUGAAUUUGUGCCGUUGGUUGCUUUUACUUGGGGGGUGACAUUUACCCCUUCUCGGUGGGUGAAAAACGCGUGUUGACAAUAAGGCCGGAAAUGGAUAAAUUGACUUAUUUUAAGCACCUUUUGUUCUGUAAAGUUUUUUACGCAAGUCAAUACUUUUCGAGUUAUUCGCGAUUUAAAAUGUUGAUUUUUCGACAAAAAAACUACGUUUUCAGACGGUUUUUUCCAAAUAACUCAAAAAGUAAAUAUUUUAUCGAAAAAAAAUAUUUUUACCAAAAGUGUAGCCUAUAAAAAAACGAAAAAAAUGGUGUACCAGUAAAGUCUACAAAUUGAGCAGAAGCAAAGUUGUAGCUCAUGAAAAAUACGUUCUUAUUCGUCUAAUUCCAAAUCGAAUAAUUCAACGCGAAAUCACCGAAGAAAGAAGCGUUUUUCGGGAAAACCUUCUUAACAUUUUUAAAGUAUCGAAAAAAAAGCUUAUUAUUUGUUUUUUUUACAAAAGUUUACAGCAUCAAAAAUAAACGAGUUACACUGAAAAAAAAUUAGCCCCUUUUUUGGGUAAAAAAAUCGUGAAAACCUCCAUCUAUUUAGCACCCUAAAUGAAAUUAAUCGUUUGGCUUUACCAUCUAUUUUAACUAUAUGUGUAUUGUUUAUAUGAUCUGUAAGUUUGAUUGGUUUGAAGUGCUUAUUUUUGAAAACAUUUGGUUUUAUAGUAAAAAGAAAUUUCUAAAAAUUUUUGAAAAAUUUCAUUUUUUCAAAAUAACGAAAAAGUAUUAGUGAUAAGAAAAAUCUUAAAGAGUAAAAAAUGUAGGUUUUGCUAUUGUAAAUAUGUUAGUUUCAUUUUGUUUCUCUGUAAUACAAAAAUUGGUUAAGAUAUGGCUGUUCAAAAUUUGCAUACACUCGUGAUUAGUGACCCAUUCAAGCUUUCUGAAUUAUAACCCUUUCAAAAAUAAACACUUUAAACCGGAGAGACUGCGUAACUCAUUUUGAGCGUAACUCGCUUAUUUUUAAUGCUAAACCUUUUGUUAACAAUUAAAACAAAGCUUUUUAUAAAUACGUUAAAAAAGUUUAAAUGGGUUUUUCCCGAAAUGUUCUUAAUUUUUCGGUGAUUUCACCUUGAAAUAUUCGAUUUGGAAUUAGACGAAUAAGAACGUAUUUUUCAUGAGCUACAACUUUGUUUUUAUUUGAUUGAUAGACUUUACUGAUACACCAUUUUUUUGGGUUUUUUAUAAGCUACACUUUUGCUAAGAAUAUUUUUUUCGAUAAAUAUUUACUUUUUGAGUUAUUUGCGAAAAACCGUCUGAAAACGUAAUUUUUUUGUCGAAAAAUCAACAUUUUCAAUGGCAAAUAAUUCGAAAAGUAUUGACUUACGUAAAAAGCUCUAUAGAACAAAAGUUACUUAAAAUCAGUCAAUUUAUCCAUUUCCGAUCUUAUCUUGAACGUAUGUUUUUUCACCCCCGAGAAGGGGUGACUGUCACCCCCAAGUAAAAGCAACCAACGGCACAAUUUCAACUUUGAAGUGGAGGGUAAGUAGAACGUAAAUCCAAAUUUUCAUGCAAUUCGGAGUUGCCCCUGAAAAUUACACGGUAUCGCCGAAUUUCCCGUUCAUUUACUGAGCUAUACCGGGUUACUGAUUUUUUAAUAUAAUAUAAUAUAAUAUUAUUAAAAUAUAUCAAAUCGUUUUUAAACAUGAGGUUCCAGUGUCUAUCUUUCAAACAAAUAUGAUGCAAUAUGGCAAAGAUCCAAGAUAACCGUUCAUAUUGCAACAAAAAAACCUAGCUGAAACACUCGUUUCACUGAGUAUCAGAAGAAUGGUUGCAUUGGUUUUUUGGACAGAUUAAGCAUUGCGGAACAGAUUAAGCAUUGUGUGGUGUACACAAGACAGCCACAAAAUUUUGUUUAAAAAUACAUUGGUGCUUAAUAGAACAACACAAUAUUAUCCACGGAUGUUUAAAUUGUCUGCAUUUAUGUAUCUCAGCGCUAUAAAAUGCAAAACCUCAUCCCAAAACGGACAUAGAUUCUAAAACUGAUACUAAAGGAAUCAAGAAGCUUGUAAAUAGCGCAGACACUUAAGAAAUAUGAAAGAUCAUCAGUAGGUGACAGAAGAGUCCGUCCACUGACCCAUCGCACUUGAUAAAUUCUGCAAUUGUGGACGAAACGUCAGGAAGAAACAAUUCCAUAUCAUGACCUAGAAACUCAUGAAACAGUAUAUUAUCUUCCAAUAAAAGCAAAACAAAUAGUUAUUAACAUUGUGCCAUUGAAUAAUAGGUAUAGAAGAAGUACAAAUUAGAGAAAAUUUACUAAUCUUUUUUGAAAUGAGGAAAAACAGAUUUAGUACAAAUUAUGAUACGCAUUCACGAGCAUUUAUUCUAAACAGUUGCUUAAUGGUAGGGGAGCAAAGUAUGCUAAAUGUGCAGUCACUCGAGCGCUUUGGGGACCUAUUGGGUUGUGAAAAGUAGGUCGUAAAACCAAAAAAAGUUAAGUAAAGUUUUCUAUUUUAGUGGGCGCUUGCCAUUUUUUAAUUUAAUUUUCCUUUUCCAACAAUCGUUUUUCCGAUUAUAACGCCAUCUAUCCAUAAUACGAAAAAAUGUUUCGAAUAAAAGUUACUUAUUUUUACGUAAGGAAUCCAAAUCUGCAGUAAAAAAUGAGGGCUCCUAUUUAAGAUUUUAAAGUAACCCCCACCCCACAUCCAUGGGGGGUCGUGUUUGGUGCCAUUCGAUAGAUUUUUCAAAAAUAUUGAAUAAGUGUAUUUUACAGUUUUUCGAUCUGAUGUUCAUUUCGCGAAAUAUCGCGGGAUUCGUAUUUAAAAUAUUAAAUUUACCCCCCACCCCUCUCCGUGGGAAGUCGUGUUUGGUAUCAUUAGAUAGAUUUUUAAAAAAUAUUGAACACAUAUUUUUUAGUUUUUCGAUCUGUCAUUCAUUUCGCGAAAUAUUCGCUUUUUUCUUGUGAAACUUCGGGACCCACUCAUUUCCUUAUUACGCCCGGCUUAAAUCGUCAGAUUUUUGAAAUAUACACUCUUUUGCAUGUACUUAACUUACCUUAUCUUAAUCUGACAAUUUCGAGUUUUUUUAAGAAUAGAUUUUUUUUUCGGGCCCCCCUUAACGAACUCCCCUGUGCUAAGAGCCAAUAUAUGGUAGAAGUACAUCUGCAGGGUACCAGGUUUCUCCCAAUAUGCUAAUCUAACGCGCUCGAGUAACUGCAAAAAUCCCCGCUUGGGCUCCCCUACCAUAAUGUACUUCCACUCUAACUUUUCCCAUGCAUGAAAUUAUUUACGAAUUACUUUUUUUACUAGGUCUCUUUUUAACUCACAGAAACUAGUAUCGCAAAAUUAAGCCGGUUUUCCAUAGAAAUCACAAUAAGUUAAGCAAGGAUAAACAAUAAAGAAUGUCCUUGAUAGCUUAUGAAUUUCGACGUUUAUAAUUUUCAAUGACAAUGACAAUUUAUUUUUAUUUGCAUUUAUUGUUUAUUUUGUGUUACAAAUCAAUUUAUCAAUACAGUUUAUUUGGUUUUAUAUUUAUAAAAAAUAAUAAUAUUUCAGUUAAAUAAAGGAAAAGUUGCAAUUCUGACUUUUGGGUCUCCAGACAAAGACGAGUAUUAGUAAUAUCGUAUUGUUGGUAAUUCAAUUUGUGAAAAAUUUGCAUUUGUAUCACUGUUUCCCCAAAGGUUUGAUAUAUUAAAAAAAUUGUUUUUUUUAUGUAAUUCACUCAAUAGUUUUGUAUUUCUCAACCUUAGGUAAUGGCUAAAUGGGCGCAGAUCCCAAAGGCCAUAAAAGAAAAAAAAAACCUUAGGUAAUAUAUAUUAAAUCUUCUUAACAAUAGUAACUUCUUUGUUGUUGUGACUUUUUUUAAUUUAUUUAUUACCGUUCUAUAUUUAUCUUUAUAUUCGUAAUAGUCUAUGGCGUUAUAGUUAUUAAGGUACCAAGGGUAUUAGAAGGAUAAUAACGCUUGAGGUCAAUGGUGUAUAUACCGAGGGCCUUUGGUCCCAGGGAUAUAUGUUGACCGAAAGCGUUAUUAUCUAUAAUACCCGUGGUGCCUUCGACGUUUAAUGUCCGACUAAAGUAUUCUUUAUAUGAAAAAAUUUGAAUGAAUUUUGAAUUAAUUAGUUUUCAAAUAAGUACAUUUACCAGCAAUAGUCGUAACGUAAUUGUGGUAACCAUAGUUUUACUUAGGUUGUUAUUUGUCAACUUCACAGUAUUUAACUAGUUAUUCAAAUUUAAUACCCUAAAGGCAAGCGUCCACAGACCCGCAUCGUACGCAUCGUACGCAACGGAUUUUAGUUUGCCUUGUACAGAAACUUAUGUAACCGCGUCCACUGAUCCGCAUCGUACGGAUCGCAUUAUCGAUUGUCAAACUAAAAUCCGUUGCGUACGAUGCGGGUCUGUGGACGCUUGACUUAAAGGUACGAUUCCGACAUCGACUGCAGGCAGCAGACGGCAACUGCAAAUGGCAGUUACAGUUGUUACCAUGACAUCUAACUGCAAUUGCUGUCCGACAGAACGUCAGUUGCUAAUAAUUAUACAUAUUAAUAGUGCAAAGUAAAUAUGUAUGUCUUGGUAACAACUGUAACUGCCGUUUGCAGUUGCCGUCUGCCGCCUACGGCCGACGGCCUUCCGUCGAUGUCGGAAUCGUACCUUAAGGCGUUAUUUUUUUAAAAUAACGCCCUAGGGCAUUAUAUCAUACUUAGCUGACUUCGAAAUCAUGUCAUUAUUUGUCAAAUAAUAAUGUAACAGUCGGACAUUAAAGCUGUUUAAUGUUGAGUCCAUCAAUCUCCUCAAUAAUGAAAAAAAGAAUAAACACUUCAAUAAAUUAACUUUAUAAAAUACGUUCACAGGAUAAUAGCCAUUUCCUAAUUAUUAUCACUUACAAUCUGACGGUACGUAUCAAUGGGUCUGGGUCUACCCCAAAAUCCCAACAGCCAAAAUCCCGACAGCCACAAUCCCGACGGCCAAAAUCCCGACUCGCCAGAAUCCCGACAGGCCAAAAUCCCGACAGCCAGAAUCCCGACAGGUUUGAUAAGUUCCUUUUUAACAUAUAAUUACCUUUAUUUCUUGUUUUUGGUUUAUGGCCAUCUGUUUUUUAUUUUUUGUUACCAAACAAAUGUAUUUUGUAUUAAAAGUAUUAAACAAAAGUCGGAAUUUUUACUUAUGCGAGGAUUGUUGCAUGUCGGGAUUUUGGCCUGUCGGGAUUCUGGCGUGUCGGGAUUUUGGCUGUCGGUAUUUUGGGCGGCACCGGUAUCAAUGAUCUACAUACACAUCGACGUACGUUUCACUUUAUUUUUUGAUUUAACUUGCUUGAAAAUUAAUUGUGACUCAUGGGAAAAGUUAUAGUGGAAGAACUAUAUUUGGGAAAUAUGGUAGGUAAUAGAGUAUUAGAUGUAAGUUUUGAAAAAAAAAUGUAACUUAUAAGUAAGAGAAAUACUGAGAUAAUAGAAAAAUAUGGCAUUAUUUUAUCAAACAUUAAUUAAGAGAUUAUUCUUUAUAAAUGGGUUCUGAAACUGCUUUCUUGUAUCAUGUCUAAAUUAAACAUAUUUAUAUGGAUUACGCCACAAUUGAUUAUAAGGAAAAUUACAUUUUAUAAUUAUUGUUAUUUGACGUCUCGAUUUCCAUUCUGGAAAUCGUUUUCCAAAAAUAUUAUUUUUAAUUUUUGUGCUGUUAUUAUAACCAAUAGUUUUUUUUUGGCGGUUAUAACCGUCCAAGCAAAUUUAGACUCAUUACAGAUUACAACUAUUACAGAUAUAUUUUUUAUGAUAAUACAGAAUACUUAAAAUUGUGUAAACAUGCUCGUUUUGGCAUUUCUUUAACAAAAAUUAUAAAUUUGUAUCAGAUGAUUGUAUAUCCUUUAUAUAUUUGUUAUCAAUGUCUUUAAUCAAAUGUACCUAAAUCACACAGCAAUUUUUAUCAAAAUUUAUUUCAUAUACUUUAUUACCAACAAUAUUGAUAUUUAGCUUUUGAUCUUCGAUUUCAUUUUAAAAUAUUUAUUUAUUCGAUGUCAUUUAAUUAUUUAUUUAUUAUUUAAGAUUGACGUUAUCAUACGUGUUUGAUUUUCAAGUAACUCACUUUUCAUUGUCAUUAAUUCAGAUAAUUAUACACUCACCGACACAAAAUUCCGCCACCCAAAAUUUUUGAUUAAGUUUGACAAUCUAUAACUUUAUUAUUUGUACUCCGAUUUUCAAGAUUCUUGCAUCAGUUUGUAAGUACAGUCCGUCUAAUUUACUUACCGUUGCACGUCAUUAUCUACGUUAGAAAUCUAAGUUGACAUUGUUGCCCAAUUACAAAAAAUUCUUGAAUUCAUUUUAAAUCAAAUACAUAGUACAUACAUAAAUCAAAUACAUACAAGUGGAUUAUACAGCAAAACAAAUUAAUAUUCAAUGUAAAUAAAUAAAAACUUUAAAAAUAGAAAACAAUAAUUAAGUUAUAAUCUUACGUUAAAGUACAUAAUAAAAACAGUAAAUAUAAUGAAACAAAUACUUAUACAUAGUAAAGAAUAUAAACAAAUAUGAAAAGUCAUCACUGCAACUGUCAAAUAAAUGUUACCAAUUUAUGCUAAAAUAUCACCUUCGAUCGAUUAUAGUUACAGUGCAUUCCGAACAAAUGUGCUUCAUAAAAACGCUUUAUAAUCCAUUUAUACAAAUUAAAUGAAACAUAUUAUUGUGUAUUUCUUUAAGUUAACAUUAAUAGAAAUCUUCAAAUAUUAUUUCUACGCGUAUAUAAUAAAAUAUGUCUAGUGGCUCUAAUGCCAGUGUACUCGGCAAAGUGAUUCUAAAACAGAACACACCUACCGCCUAAAUAUUUCGUGUUGGUAUCAUGUCACGUCACGGGCUAUGACGCGGAUGACGUGCAACGGUAAGUAAAUUAGAUGGAGUAUACAUGUAUUUAUGUCGUUUGUUAUUAUUCCGGUAACAAAAAAAUUUUGCUUAGAUGGCAUCAUACGGGGGUGGAUGGAAGCGUUGUUUUUCUCCUAACUUUAAAAAAUUCCCCUUAAAUACCCCUUUUGUAUUAUCCUGGAGGUAUUUUGUUUUUUGAAUUAUCUGAAUAUAUCUUUUCUUAUAAGGGUUGUAAACACUGCUGUGAAGGUUAAUUUAAUUAAACAUAUCAAAUGCACUAAAAUGAACAAAACAAAAUAAAAUUAACAACAAAACAAAAAAUUCAAUGUCUGUCCACCUCUUGCAGCAAAGACUGCUCGCAAUCUGUUUAGCAUCGAAUAAAGAUGUGUUAUCGUUGCCUGAGGAAUAGCCUGAUAUUCCUCUACUAGGGCCAUAACAAUACCAAAUUUUCUGGAGGCCUAGGAUGACGGCGAAUAGCUUUUUCUAAUUCAUCCCAUAAAUGCUCAAUAGGAUUGAGAUCUGGGCUGCACGCGGGCCAUUCUAAUCUUAUCAAUCUAACCUCUAUUUUAUGAGUCAAUCAGUGUUUUUAUUUACAAAAAAUGGUACUGCUCUUACAAAAAAAGAGAUAUUCGGAUAAUUCAAAAAACUAAAUUUUAGAAAAAGACUACAGGACAGGGUAAGAAGUGAGGAAAUCAGACGCAUAUGUGGGGUACACAAUAUAAAUACCUGGGCAAAGAACAGAAAAGAAGAGUGGAAUCAACACAUAAGCAGGAUGUCUGAAUCAAGGAUAGUAAGAAUAGCCAGGGACAAGUCACCGUUAGGCAGAAGAAGUAUAGGACGCUCAAGGAAAAGAUGGAAUGACAAUUUAGGGGCAGAAUGAAAGGCACCGUUGAAGAAAAAAAGGCAGUACUACCUAUAUAAAAGAAGAAGAAGAAGAAAAUUUGAGUGAUACCUCCGGGAUAAUAUGACAGGACUAUGAAACAAAAUCAGCUAUUCUAUUUUUCCGCAGAAUUUUUUAAAGUUAUGAGAAAAUACAACGCUUCCAUUCACCCCUCUACAUGGUGAUUGAUUAGUACGGUAAAGCUCAAUACCUCCGCUAUAGUAAUAGAUAACAAUAAAAGUUAAUAACAAAAAUUUUAGCCACCUUUGAGCUUCACAUUACAAAAUUAGUUAGAAUGUUACAGGGUGUUCGAUAACAGUGGCAGACCUAGCUUAUGUUUUUUUAAAUGGAACACCCUAUAUUUUAUUUUAUAUUCGAAAUCCUGUUAACUUCUCCAUCACAAAAAUAUAAAGGUUUGUAAUGUUAUACAGGGUAUUUACAAAGUUAUAACCAAUUUUGUAUGAAAAUCGUAACAAGUUCAACUCCCUGUAUAAAUAAAAAUAAGCACAACAGCAAUGGUUUAUUAAUCCCAUAUUUUUUUAUUUAUUGUCAAAAUUUUUAAGAAUUAUUGAUAUUGCUAAUUUUCUUUAUAUCAAAUACAGGGUGAGUCAAAACGCAAGUACAUUAUUCUCUCAGUAAUGUUAAAUGGAACACCCUGUAUUUUAUAUCAUUAUUGAAAAGUAACAUUAACGUACUUUAAUUUUUAUAUAACAUUCCCUAUGCCCAAAUUUAUUAGUUUUCGAGAUAUUUUCAUUUGUCAGAGCAAAUUAUUUUAGGUGUUUAAAUUUAUCUAAAUUUUAAGUAAGCCAUGACUGAAUUGACAAUUGAAGAUUACCGAUUAUCAAUCCGGUAAUCAAUGUAACACUGUAGCAAAUAAACAAAUAAAAAUAAUUUAUUAGUAAUACAUUUUACAAACAAAAACACAACCACUACAUGCAACAUUUUUGAAACAAUUAAAAACUAUCUUUUUAUGUAAAUGCAACAAAUAAACAAAGAAAAUUAGUAAUAAAUUUUACAAAAAAACACACAAACACAAAAUACAAUAUUUUGUGAAGACAAUUAAACACUACUUUUGUAUGUAAAUGUAACAAUGUAACAAAUAAAGAACGAAACAUAAUUUAUCAGUAAUACAUUUUGCAAAAAAACAUGUUUGAAAAAGUUAGAAGCUACUUUUAAUAAAAUAUUUCUAAUAUUUAAUUACAUAAGGUGUUCAAAAUUAUCUCCUAACACAUUUAUGUACGCCUAAAACGAUCAUUGAAUGAGCUACUUACUCUACGGAGCAUUUGUAAAUUAACACAUCGAAAUACACUUUGUAUUCUAUUUUUCAUCUCAUCCCUUGUUGUUGGAGGUAUUUUAUAAACUUCAUUAUUAACGUAACCCCAAAAAAAUCAGUCCAGUUUAUUAAAUUCUGGUGAUUUUGGUGGCCACGCUACUGGUCCAUUGAAAAAUGAAAAUAUUUUGAAAACUAAUAAAUUUAGACAUAUGGAAUGUUAUCUAAAAAGUAAAGUACGGUAAUGGUACUUUUCAAUAGUGAUAUAAAAUACGGGGUGUUCCAUUUAAAAUUACUGAGAAAAUAAUGUACUUGCGUUUUGACUCACCCUGUAUUUGAUAUAAAGAAAAUUAGCAAUAUCGACCAUUCUUGAAAAUUUUGACAAUACGUUAAAAAAUAUAGCAUUAAUAAACCAUUGUUGUUUUGCUUAUUUUUAUAUUUAUACAGGGAGUUGAACUUGUUGCGAUUUUCAUAUAAAAAAUUGGUUAUAACUUUGUAAAUACCCUGUAUAACAUAACAAACCUUUAUAUUUUUGUGAUGGAGAAGUUAACAGGAUUUCGAAUUUAAAAUAAAAUAUAAGGUGUUCCAUUUAAAAAAACAUAAGUUUGGUCUGCCACUGUGUUAUCGAACACCCUGUAACAUUCUAACUAAUUUUGUAAUGUGAAGCUCAAAGGUGGUUAAAAUUUUUGUUAUUAACUUUUAUUGCUAUCUAUUACUAUAGCGGAGCUAUUGAGCUUUACCCUACUAAUCAAUUAACCUGUAUAAUGCCAUGCAAGGAAAAGUUUUGUGUUACCGGAAUAAUACCAAAUGAUAUCAAUACAUGUACCUACAAAUUGCUGCAAGAAUCUUGAAAAUGGGAGCACAAAUAAUAAAGUUAUGAAUUGUCAAACUUAAUCAAACAUUUUGGGUGGCGGAAUUUUGUACCGGUGUGUGUAUUUGUGGUUUAAAAUUUAACAGCGAAUGUGCAUUAUUUUAUAAGGAUUGUUUUACAAAUUUAUAAGUUAUACAUGUUAAAAUAAGUACUUGUAAAAAAUAUAUCAAUUAAAAAUUU
Diabrotica virgifera virgifera (western corn rootworm) is the source of this 11981-nucleotide messenger RNA. Its product is annotated as actin-histidine N-methyltransferase. The coding region runs from base 146 to 1600 and encodes 484 amino acids. The transcript is spliced from 6 exons. Gene Ontology annotation, biological process: positive regulation of transcription by RNA polymerase II; peptidyl-lysine trimethylation; actin modification. Gene Ontology annotation, molecular function: histone H3K36 methyltransferase activity; protein binding; protein-L-histidine N-tele-methyltransferase activity. Lineage: Eukaryota; Metazoa; Arthropoda; Insecta; Coleoptera; Chrysomelidae. The record is from RefSeq and is a predicted model, not a curated record.